This is a messenger RNA of Galendromus occidentalis (western predatory mite), 1059 nucleotides long. Its product is annotated as serine/threonine-protein kinase SBK1. The record is from RefSeq and is a predicted model, not a curated record. NCBI's taxonomy places the organism in Eukaryota, Metazoa, Arthropoda, Arachnida, Mesostigmata, Phytoseiidae. Gene Ontology annotation, biological process: protein phosphorylation. The coding region runs from base 1 to 1059 and encodes 352 amino acids. Gene Ontology annotation, molecular function: protein tyrosine kinase activity; protein serine/threonine kinase activity; ATP binding. The transcript has 9 exons.
AUGGAGACCAGUCUCAAGCGAUCCGCGACGAUUUCACGCGUUCGAGAGUUGACCCUCCCUUGGAUGGAAGACAUCGAACAAGAAUACGACAUACUCAGGGAAAUCGGAUCUGGGGACUACGGGAAAGUAUCAUUGGCAAGGAACAGGUUCACCUCUACUGAGGUUGCACUGAAAGCCGUACCGAAAGCCGCGACGCUUCUGAGAGACUUCCUCAUAGAGUUCCACUAUUCGUAUUUCCUGUCUCCACAUCCCUGUAUCCUGGAUACCUAUGAUGUCUCGUUCGAGACAACACAUUAUUACUACUUCGCACAGGAAGUCGCCCCCUUAGGAGAUUUGUGGCAGGUCAUCGAACAAGAAGGCGGCUUGGAAGAGUCGGAUUUGAAAAUCGUUUUGCGUCAAAUCGUACCUGCCCUGGAAUUCAUGCAUAGCAAAGAUCUCGUCCAUCGUGACGUACGCGCGGAGAAUAUAUUGCUCUUCACUAGAGAUUUGCGCAAGGUGAAAUUGACGGAUUUCGGUCUUACGAGACGAGCUGGGACUCUGGUCAAGAAACGAACGCGCUCUCUGCCUACGUGUCCGCCGGAGAUUUGGGAAAUGGUUAAUCUCGAAGGGUACCACGUGGAACUCGGCUCAGACGUAUGGCAAAUCGCUAUGCUCAUCUUCAUAGCGUUGACAGACAGAUUUCCAUGGGAUAAAGCCGAUAUCACGGAUCCGAGGUUCAACGAUUUCUUGGAAUGGCAAAAGCGGAGAACGACGCGAACUCCCCGGGAAUUCAAGCGUUUCACGCCUAGACUUCUGCGGAUGCUCAGGAGACUCAUGGAGCAGAAACCUUCAAAGAGGUACGAGAUCACUGAAGUCAAUAAGUACUAUGCUGACCGUUGGAUGUUGCUCAGACAAGGAAGUCGUUUCGAUUUGUCGGCGGACGAUUCACCUCUACCCGGACAGGGAUCAGCGAAUCCCAAUUUGCUCAGUCCGGAUUUCCCGGCAGAGCAGACGAGGAAAAACUCAUUCAAGGGGAGCACGCUACCAAGAUCGAGAGAAACUUCACCCACUCUGAGAUGA